GUACAAGAUGGCUGCGAUUGGGUGUUGUGGCCACUGAGUGCGUGUUGUUGCUCCCAAAAUCCCCAAAAAUCCAAAAAUAGUGCUAAAUAAAUCCAACAAAACUCUACAAUAAACGGCUACCCAAAAUUUAACGACAUUACUAGUGACAAAUAAAGCCCAGAAUCACGUGUGUGGUGUCUCCAGGCGUGUGUUUUAGACUGGAAAACAAUGCUAAAAACACAUCACCAACAACACGAGUAACUCACGAAUAUCGAAUACAACCCAGUCGAUAACACUGGAGAAAGACGUCGGAGCUACGGAGGAGGGGGAGAUGUCCGCCGGCACCCAGGGGGAGAUUCGGGUCGGUCCAUCGCACCAGGAAUUGGUUUCUUGCCAGGCCCGUUUGCCUGAGUACCGGCCGGGCGUACCACCAGCUGAACUACAACCAGAUCCUGAAUUUAUUAAGGAAAGAGAGGAAUUAAGAUGGAUACCGGCAAUGUCGUUAGACGGAGAUCUCGUCAUGUACCUGAGGGCUGCACGCUCAAUGGCAGCUUUUGCUGGUAUGUGUGAUGGAGGUUCACCAGAUGAUGGUUGCGUUGCAGCAUCCAGAGACGAUACGACAAUUAAUGCACUCGAUAUACUCCAUGAUUCUGGAUAUGAUCCUGGUAGAGCACUUCAAGCACUCGUCAAGUGUCCAGUACCCAAAGGCAUUGAUAAAAAAUGGUCCGAGGAGGAGACUAAACGUUUCGUCAAAGGACUCCGUCAAUUUGGAAAGAAUUUUUCGCGCAUCCGUAAAGACCUACUACCGCACAAAGACACCCCUGAGCUCGUUGAGUUCUAUUACCUGUGGAAAAAGACACCAGGUGCCAAUAACAAUCGUCCCCAUCGCCGUCGCCGGCAGGGCUCACUCCGUAGAAUUCGUAAUACCCGUAAUUCACGCGCUGGUACUCCAAAGGAGGAGGCCCCAGCCCCCAAAGAAUCAACGCCCCCAAACACGACGAGCGCUAAAGAGACUACAAACGAGCCCGAGACACCGCCAGUCGGUGCCUCGGCAAGCUCAAACACAACCACGACAAAUAGCAAUAGCAAUCCUGGUGGUGAGGUAAGUUCAGUCACUGAGGACGAUAAUUCCGAGGAGGACAGUGACUCAAGGGAUACCAAUACCAACGGCUCAGCAUUUGAGAGAUCCUGCCAGCACUGUUUCUCAACUACCUCCAAGGACUACCAGAUAGCGGGCAAAGAUCGUCUCCUUUUGUGCUUAGAAUGUCGUUCGCAUUUGAAAAAAACUGGGGAAUUACCCCCCGCUCAGCCGUACCUAUUUCGUCCGGUACCAGCGGAAUCACCAGACAGUCCAGGUAGAAUGCGAACACGUAAUAAAGCCAAGGAAACACCAAGGCCAUCGCGACCACGUCGUAACGGUGGUACAGAUACACCAGAUCAAGAAAAACAGGAGAAAGUGUCGAAUCAAGCGACACCCGAUAAAAAGAAAAAAGCAACUGUUGCUACCAAGGUGGAGACCCCAAAGAAGGGCCAGAAAAGGCCCCCAGAAGAGCCUGACGAGGACAAAGAGACCCAAAAACGCAAGAGAGGUAGUCCAGACAGUCCAUCUGAAUCUCUCACAACAGAUUCAAAUUCACUGAUGGAUGAGCCUGAAAGGGAGAACGAAAUUGAUAAUAGUGAGCAACAAGUUGUACCAGCUGUAGUUGAGGAAUCGGGUUCACCAGUAGUUGAACAGCAGGAUGAGCCUGUUGAACCACCAUUGACAACAGCUGUAUCAACUCCACUACCGAUAAAUGUUCCCACAAUACCUAUAAAUGUUCCUGUCAUUCAUUCGCUCGAUAAAAAACCGAUUAUCGAUGAAAUGCCAGAGGUAAAGACAGAGCCCGAGGAUUCACCCAUCAGCAUCAAGCUACCACUGCCCUUGAAGCUGGAGCCAGUGCCGAGUGAACCAGAGAUGUCACCGAUAAAAGAGGAACCUAGUGAGCCUGAACAACCUCAAGCCCUUGUGACAUCUCAAUCAAUGGGUAUAAGUGAUUUAUCCCAAAAUAUACCCAGAAAUUUAUCCCAAUCGAUGAAUAAUCCUGUGUUAAUGACACCCCAGAGUCUGCCACCAGUCUCUCUACCCCAGCCCCCUCAGCAAAUCCCCCUGAACAUGCAGUAUCCAACACCAGUACCCACCCAAAAUGUCCCCCAAAAUCUUUCGCAAUCGAUACAAAUUCCCCAGAGUAUACCCCAACCAAUUCCUCCUAGUAUACCCUCAAGAGACUUACUUCCUCCCCAAAAUCUAUCAAAUCACACACCAGAGGUUCAACAAUUGCCCCAGAAUAUGUCUGUACCACCCCUGAACCUGAACAUCCCCCAGAAUCUUUCCCAAAUAUCCCAGAUGCCAGCCUCACCUCAACCACUGGGAUUGACCCUGGCACCCCAAGAUUCAAGACUCCCCGAGGAGAGAAUUCCUGAUCGUAGAUUGCCAGACAGAUUAUCAGAUCGUAUGGAGUCUCAAGAUCCUCAGGAGCGUCCCCCUGAGCCAGGUCUCUUCCAACCAAUUCAGCCAUCUCCAUUGCCACCAGAGAAACCGGCGAUCUACAGCCUGGCAUGCACCCCACCGCUGGAGCCCCAGAAUCUCAAGAUCAAACAGGAAAUUGUCCCAGAGCCCGAUCCCCUCCAGAGUCUGAAGGAGGUCAAAGUGCCAGGGUAUCAGCCAGGUUUUCCAGGACCCAGUCUCGACAAUAUCAAGAAGGAUCCUGAUGCAAAUAUCAAACCUCCAACGCCUUCCAAACAUCAACAUCCACCACCACAACAGAGUGUACCGCAGAUUCAACCGGUGACAGCAUCACCAACACCAACAUUACCACCACCAACGUCAAUUCCCCAGCCUGUUAUGCAUCCCAGCCAACAGCCAAGUCCACACAUGGCUCACAGCUUCCAUCCUCAUCAUCCUCUGAUGCAUCACUCACUAUUUGCAGCAAUGCAUCCUUACCAUCCACAUGCCUAUCCUGGAUAUCCACCAGUUGGUACAUAUCCUAGCUUUCCACCAUACCCCUACGCCCCAGUUCCCCAUGCAAUACCCCCACCAAGUCCCCAGAGAAGUCAGGAAUCUACGACGAUGAUGACUGCCCAUCACUCGAGCACCAGCUCAAGUGUUACCACUCGGGAAGAGGGAGAGAACCUCAUUGCAACGCAUCAUCACUCAUCGAGUCUCCAUCAGGCAACGACUCUUCAUCACGACAAAUUGCUUAGUAUAUCUUCACACUCGUCACACAGUCACUCGUCCUCUCACUCACAACACAAUCAGAGGAACAAGCCCAUGGUGUCGUCGUGUAUGACGUCAACGUCAUCGGUGCAUCACCACCACAGGGGACCAUCCGGUCAGCCAACGGGACCACCCCCACCGGCAAUUGAGCCCAAGAUCGAGGAAAUCAUGGAGCCAGAACCAGAGGAGCCUCCCAGUCCACGGGGGCCAUCACCAGAGCCGAGGAUCGAGGAUUCCGAGUGCCACAGGUCACAAUCAGCAAUUUUCCUGAGACACUGGAAUCGUGGUGAGAAUAACUCCUGCACGAGAACAGAUCUGACGUUCAAGCCAGUGCCUGAAUCGAAGCUAGCGAGGAAGAGGGACGAGCGAACGAGGAAACAGGCGGAGAAGGAACGAGAGGAGAGGGACAGGGCGGCCCAACACGCGCGGAAGAUGUCGACGCCGGAGAAGCAGCCGGAGGUUUGUAAGCCACCGUCUAGGGGGCCAAUGGAGCCCGUGGUGUCGCCGUACGACAGGUACGCAGCACGACCCACGUACGCCGAUACACCAGCACUCAGACAAUUGUCUGAAUAUGCAAGACCACAUGCGGCCUUCAGCCCUGCCAGGCAUCCAGCACCACCGGAUCCAAUGCUCCAUUAUAUGUAUGGUCCUGGUGCCAGAGAGAGGAUGGAGCUAGAGCACAUGGAGAGGGAGAAACGAGAGCGAGAGAUACGCGAGCUCAGGGAGAGGGAACUCAAUGAUCGACUUAAAGAGGAACUCAUGAAGGGGAGCCCCAGAGCCAUGCCUGGGCCUAUCGACGCCCACUGGAUGGAGAUGCAGAGGCGGUAUGCAGCAGCGGGACUUGCGCCUGGACCCAGUGGACCUCCUCAGGGACUCCAUCAGUUUGGUAUCUAUGGGGCACCACCUGGACCCAGUCAACUCGAUCGUGAGAGGCUGGAGAGAUUAGGUGUUUUGGAAUUUUUAUCUCGAACAGCUGCGGCCAGUGCAAAUUAUCCGAGACCUGGGAUGAUGCCCAGAGAUCCAUCCCUGGGAUUGCAUCCUGCUGAACUUUUGGGAAGACCCUAUGCCGAUAUGGCAGUUCAUCAUGAGCAAAUCCAACGUCAUCUCAUGUUGGAGAGGGAGAGAUUUCCACCUCAUGCGUCGUUGAUGCAUCACGAGGAAUAUAUCAGACAACAACGGGAACGUGAGCUGAAAGUUCGUGCCCUGGAAGAGGCGGCUCGUGGAUCACGACCUUAAUUUCUUAGACUAUCAUAAAAAAAUUAUAAAUAUAUAUAAAAAAAAAAGCCCAAGACUUUCGUGCGAUUCCUCCUGAAGGCAAAAAAUGCCAAAAAAAUUCACAGGCAAAAUCAAAAAGUAAUUUCAUACUUGAGAUUCUUCCCUAUUGUCAUCCGAUUCUCUCAAUUCCACGUAAAAUAAAAUAAAUAAAGAGAAUAUAUUAUUAUUCUCCAGUCAGGAGAGUCGAACGGAAUUAUAAAUUUUGCGUUUCCCUUUUAACUAUUUACGUGUGUACGUAUAUUUCGAUACUGAAGAAAAAAUCAACAAUUCAGUGUCUUGUAAUAUUGUCUAAUGUAAAUACGACAAAGGAGACUGCAUACGAAGGUAUAGACUACUAAUUAAGAGGAAAAAAAAAUAUUAAAAAAGUGGGGUCACGGUAGAUUAAUUGAAUAAUUUAAUUAAAUUGCUUAUUCUUUUGCGAAUGUCAUUGUUAUUUUAGAGUAAUUGUAAAUUCAAUGAAAUGAUUUUUUUAACUAUUAAUUUAUGGAUAAUUAAUUUAAUAAUCUUACUUUAACUCUAGGUGUGAUUAUACCGUCUAGAUGAAUUUAAAACUAGCUCGAGGCGUUUUCGUCGCUCUUAUUAAUUUAAUUAAUUAAUAGCACAAGACAAUUUGCUUGAAAUGGCGUGAAAACAAUCGGGAUUUGAAUUUUAUUUUUUCUUUUUGUUUGAAGAAAAAAAAUCGUUGAGAUAAUUUAAAUUAAAUUGAGAAAAAAUUGUACAUGUAGUGGGAAUUUAGGUUAUACUUUUUAAUUAGUGAAAAAAUUUUAAUUGAUUUUCUCGAUGAUCAUUUCGUAUUAGUGAACGUGACCAAAGUUUUUAAAAGUUUGUAGAGCAACGUUAAUCGCCUCGUAGAUGCGAAAAAAAUGAUUAUUGCGAAAUCAAUAGUUAUUUUCAUUUUUCUCUACUGUCUGAGUUUAUUUUUUCCCCUCUGGUUUUUAAUCGAAUGCAUGGUGACCGUAUGGGUUGGGGUGCGUGUACAUUGAAUUAAGAUAAAAAAAAUGAUAUUCUAUGUAAUCUAGUUGUUAAAAACAAAAAAAAAGUGAAAGAAGUAAGUAAAGAUUUCAUACAAACUAGGGGAGUGAUUUUUUAUUAUAGAGAACUUUUUUUGAUGGUGGUGAACGACCAAUAAAAUUGUAAAAUUAA
Molecule: messenger RNA, 5650 nt
Organism: Diachasmimorpha longicaudata
Lineage: Eukaryota; Metazoa; Arthropoda; Insecta; Hymenoptera; Braconidae
Product: arginine-glutamic acid dipeptide repeats protein-like
Exons: 7
Coding region: 311-4468 (1385 amino acids)
Cellular component (GO): nucleus
Molecular function (GO): transcription corepressor activity
Source: RefSeq, a predicted model, not a curated record